UUCAAAAGCCCACGAGAAGUUUUAACGCGGAAUCACUUCUCUGCCUCACCGAACUCCGCCGCGGGCUGUAUGAUAAGGGCAGGGGGCGAUACCGUUAUGAACCGACCGGAGAGUCAGCCCUAAGUUUACAAAAAGGCAUUCACCAUUCUCAUAUUAAGUACAGAGGGUUGAGCAAACCUGUCGGAGAUACUAAAAAGAAUUGCGUUCCGCUUCUGAAGAACAAAGAUAGGCGUUAAACAAUAUGGCCAAGGAUAAGAAGUCUUGCGGAGAUGUCAUUGACGAGUGGAAGGAGUUCGUCUGGAACCCGCGGACGCACGAGUUUCUGGGCCGCACGGCCAGCAGCUGGGGUCUGAUCCUGCUGUUCUACCUGGUGUUCUACACCUGUCUGGGGGGCGUGUUCGCUCUCACCAUGUAUGUCCUGCUGCAGACACUGGAUGACUACAACCCCACCUACCAGGACAGACUGGCCAUACCAGGUAUGAUGAUCCGGCCUCGAGGGGAAGCCCUGGAGAUCGUGUACAGCAUGGAGGACACAGAGAGCUGGGACAUAUACGUGGAGUCCCUGGACACGUUCCUCGCCCCGUACGACGAGGCGGUGCAGGCACGGACGAACGUGGAGUGCCUCCCGGACCGCUACUUCCUGCAGGAGGACAGCGGGGAGGUGCGGAACAAUCCCAAACGCUCCUGCCAGUUCAACCGCAGCGCCCUGCUGCAGUGCUCCGGCCUGGAGGACCGCUUCUACGGCUACCGGGACGGCAAGCCCUGCAUCCUCAUCAAGCUCAACCGGGUCAUUGGGCUGAUGCCAUCCAAAGACGGAGAGUCACCUUACAUCACCUGUGCAGCUAAGACGGACGACUCUGAGAUCAUGGGAGAGCUGGAGUACUUCCCCCCAAACGGAACACUCAACCUGAUGUACUUCCCUUACUACGGGAAGAAGGCCCAGGUGAACUACUCCCAGCCCCUGGUGGCCAUCAAGUUCCUCAACAUCACCCUCAAUGAAGACAUCAACGUGGAGUGCAGGAUCAACGCCGACCAGAUCAAGCUCAGCGGCGAGGAGAGAGACAAGUUCGCUGGACGCGUGUCUUUCAAACUGAGGGUCAACUCUUAAGAACUGAGCUCAGCUACCUGUCCCACUAACGCACACGAGCGUGUGCGCGCGCACUCACACACACACACACACACACACACACACACACACACACACACACACUUAU
Molecule: messenger RNA, 1214 nt
Organism: Conger conger (European conger)
Lineage: Eukaryota; Metazoa; Chordata; Actinopteri; Anguilliformes; Congridae
Gene: atp1b2b
Product: ATPase Na+/K+ transporting subunit beta 2b
Exons: 7
Coding region: 242-1108 (288 amino acids)
Biological process (GO): intracellular potassium ion homeostasis; sodium ion export across plasma membrane; intracellular sodium ion homeostasis
Cellular component (GO): sodium:potassium-exchanging ATPase complex
Molecular function (GO): ATPase activator activity
Source: RefSeq, a predicted model, not a curated record